This is a messenger RNA of Condylostylus longicornis, 982 nucleotides long. RefSeq lists its product as uncharacterized. The record is from RefSeq and is a predicted model, not a curated record. Bases 1 to 867 code for a protein of 288 amino acids. NCBI's taxonomy places the organism in Eukaryota, Metazoa, Arthropoda, Insecta, Diptera, Dolichopodidae. The transcript has 2 exons.
AUGUCGAUUCGAUUAUUAAUAACUGUUAUCGCGUUCGGUUGUGGUAUUAUUGUUAAUGGUGCUGCAAUUGAUAAUUCAAUUCUUUAUGAAGAACCAAGGAUUAGUAGCAGUAGUGAAUUACUUGAUACAAUUGUCGAUAAUUGUUUUAAUAAUGAUGCAUUAAAUUGCCUUAAAGAGAAAGUAUUAAAUUAUUUGGAUACAUUAAAUGGAAUUUCAACAGAAAGUGCUCGUUCAUUUGAUGAAAAAAAUAUCGAUAAAGUAAUUUUUGAAAGAGUUGCACGUAUUUUAAAUACAUAUGAAUUUAAAGUUCAAUUACCAGAAACUUUAUUUCAAAAUACUGUAGUAACAUAUCGAGCUGAUCGUGGACUUGAUUUUGAAUUAACCAAAGAAGAAGGUCGUGGUAAUUCUUUAAAAAAGAAAGUAAUUUGGCCAAUUCUUCUUUUAUUGAAAUUGAAAACAAAAAUUUUAAUACCAAUUAUGAUGACAUUGAUUGGCAUUAAAGCAAUGAAAGCAUUAAUUUUAUCGAAAAUUGCUAUUAAACUUGUUUUAGGCUUUAUUAUUUAUAAUUUAAUACAAAAACUUGGUGGUUUAAAAAUGACAAUGAUGCCAAUGAUGCCACCAGCACCAGAACCAGUAUAUGGUGUACCAUCACCAACAACACCAGCACCAUAUGAACCAAGCAGUUGGGAACCAGCUAAAGAAUAUGGAUCACCUUAUGCUCGUGUAUGGUCAGAACCAUCAUCAGCCCAACAAAUAGCAUAUAGUUCAUAUUAUCCAAGUAGUUCAUCAUCAUCAGCUAGCUCAUCAUCUGGUUCAUCUAAUUCAGGAUCAUCAACAUCUUCUACAUAUUCUUCAUAUAGCUCGUAAAGAUGAGACAGAAGAUAAAAUAUUUUUAAAAUCAAAAGAAAAAUGAAAAAACAAAGAAAAAUUAAGAGAAAAAUAUUUAAAUAAAUUUCGUAUUCUAAAUUUCUUUUUAGCAAUA